Oryza brachyantha (malo sina) is the source of this 1319-nucleotide messenger RNA. RefSeq names its product GDSL esterase/lipase At5g03610-like. NCBI's taxonomy places the organism in Eukaryota, Viridiplantae, Streptophyta, Magnoliopsida, Poales, Poaceae. The transcript is spliced from 5 exons. Gene Ontology annotation, molecular function: hydrolase activity, acting on ester bonds. The record is from RefSeq and is a predicted model, not a curated record. The coding region runs from base 55 to 1119 and encodes 354 amino acids.
CGGAGCCAUUUGACAACACUCGCUCGCGUUUGACAGCUCAAUCGAUCGCCGGCCAUGGCGAAGCUCUCCUCGCUCCUUCCCUUCGCCUGCUGCAUGAUCUUCUUUCUGAAUGCUGCUCUUGUGGGAGCUCGUCCAGCUCCUUCCGUCUACAUGGACAACGGGGCUUACGCGCUGUUCGUGUUCGGCGAUUCGUUCGCCGACACCGGCAACCUCCCCAGAUCCCAUCUGAGCGAGGCGUCCCGCGAAUGGUACUACCCGUACGGCUCAAGCUGGGGUAACAACAAACCAACCGGCCGCUUCUCCAACGCCCUGGUUGAGUCCGAUCUCAUAGCCCAGAUGCUGGGGCGGCAUGAGGCACCUCCCACGUACAAGAGGAGGGGCAGCUACGUCCAUCCGCACGGCAUGAACUUCGCGGCCGGCGGCGCCGGCGUGUUCUCGGUGCCCACCGGCGCGCCGACGCUCGAUAAGCAGGUCGACCACUUCAGGGACCUGGUGCAGGACGGCACCAUUACCAGGGGGAACCUCGAGAACUCCAUCGCCCUCGUCGCCAUCUCCGGCAACGACUACGCGCGCCUCGCCAACGUCAAUAGUACCGGCAAAAUGAUAGAAUUUAUCGAGAAGGUGACGACCGAGAUCGCGAAGCAGGUGCAUCGGCUGCGGAACAACGGCGCCAGCAAGAUCCUGGUGAACAACCUGCACCCGCUCGGCUGCACGCCGUGGGUAACCAGGUCCACCAACUACACGGAGUGCAGCUUCAAGGGCAACACCGGCGCAGACAUCCACAACGGCAACCUCCUGAUGAAGAUCAACACCACGGUUCACGACUACAUCCUCCAUGUCGACGUCAACAAGGCCUUCAACAACCUCGUCAAUCCUAACUCAAAUGCAAAGAAUGCGAUGUCGGCCUCAUUCAAGAACAAGCUGGCGCCGUGCUGCGAGAGCAUCGACGUGAACGGCUACUGCGGCCAGAAGGGUGAUAAUGGCACGGAGCUGUACACCCUGUGCAAGAAUCCCGGCGACUACUUCUUCUGGGAUGAUGUGCACCCCACGGAGGCUGGAUGGAAGGCCGUCAUGAAGCAGGUGGAAGGCCCUAUCAAGAAGUUCCUUGGCCUCCACUAGAAAGAACAAUAUAGUCGUAUCAAGCUAUAUAAUUAUGUGUGUGUUAGGUUUCGAGUUUUCAUUCGGUUUAGCUAGGUAUUCUGCAGGUAAUUUAUUUUGUAAGAGUCAAAUCAGGGAAUGUUUUGUUUAGCGCGUGUUUUUAAUGAACAUCUCGUUCGUUAGUCAUUGGUUUGGUUAAUUCUUCUUGGUUACUUCGCACA